Messenger RNA from Symphalangus syndactylus (siamang), 1829 nucleotides. It is a transcript of the gene LYPD1, whose product is annotated as LY6/PLAUR domain containing 1. The record is from RefSeq and is a predicted model, not a curated record. Gene Ontology annotation, molecular function: acetylcholine receptor inhibitor activity. Gene Ontology annotation, biological process: acetylcholine receptor signaling pathway. NCBI's taxonomy places the organism in Eukaryota, Metazoa, Chordata, Mammalia, Primates, Hylobatidae.
CGUGGUGCCUGGAGUGGGAGGUGGGGAGAAACGGCGAGACUUUUGUGGGUGCUCGGGAUCGCCAGUAGUUCCUUCAGUCUCAGCCGCCAACUCCGGAGGCGCGGUGCUCGGCCCGGGAGCGCGAGCGCGAGGAGCGGAGACCCGCAGCCGGGAGCCCGAGCGCGGGCGAUGCAGGCGCCGCGAGCGGCACCUGCGGCUCCUCUAAGCUACGACCGUCGUCUCCGCGGCAGCAUCGCGGCAACUUUUUGCGGAUUGUUCUUGCUUCCAGGCUUUGCGCUGCAAAUCCAGUGCUACCAGUGUGAAGAAUUCCAGCUGAACAACGACUGCUCCUCCCCCGAGUUCAUCGUGAAUUGCACGGUGAACGUUCAAGACAUGUGUCAGAAAGAAGUGAUGGAGCAAAGUGCCGGGAUCAUGUACCGCAAGUCCUGUGCAUCAUCAGCGGCCUGUCUCAUCGCCUCUGCCGGGUACCAGUCCUUCUGCUCCCCAGGGAAACUGAACUCAGUUUGCAUCAGCUGCUGCAACACCCCUCUUUGCAACGGGCCAAGGCCCAAGAAAAGGGGAAGUUCUGCCUCAGCCCUCAGGCCAGGGCUCCCCACCACCAUCCUGCUCCUCAAAUUAGCCCUCUUCUUGGCACACUGCUGAAGCUGAAGGAGAUGCCACCCCCUCCUGCAUCGUUCUCCACCCCCCCACCUCCCUGAGUUUCUUCUGGGUGUCCUUUAAUUCUGGGUAAGGGUAGGGAGCGGGAGUCCGUGUUCUUUUUUGUUCCUGUGCAAAUAAUGAAAGAGCUCGGUGUAAAGCAUUCUGAAUACAUUCAGUCUGACUGAUUUUCAGUAUGUACUUGAAGAAAGGAGGUGGAGUGAAAGUUCACCCCCAUGUCUGUGUAACCAGAGUCAAGGCCAGGCUGGCAGAGUCAGUCCUUAGAAGUCACUGAGGUGGGCAUCUGCCUUUUGCAAAGCCUCCAGUGUCCAUUCCAUCCCUGAUGGGGGCAUAGUUUAUUUUGAGACUGCAGAGUGAGAGUGACGUUUUCUUGAGGCUGGAGGGCCAGUUCCCACUCCAGGCUCCGUCGCUUGACAUUCAAACUUCAUGCUCCUGAAAACCAUUCUCUGCAGCAGAAUUGGCUGGUUUUGUGCCUGAGUUGGGCUCAAGUGACUCGAGACUCAAUGGCUGGGACUUAGACUGGGGCUCGGCCUCGCUCUGAAAAGUGCUUAAGAAAACCUUGUUAGUUCUCCUUGCAGAGGACUGGCGCCGGGACGCGAAGAGCAGCGGGCGCUGCACAAAGCGGGCGCUGUCGGUGGUGGAGUGCGCGUGGGCGCGCAGGCGCUUCUCGUGGUUGGCGUGCUGCAGCGACAGGCGGCAGCACAGCACCUGCACGAACACCCGCCGAAACUGCUGCGAGGACACCGUGUACAGGAGCGGGUUGAUGACCGAGCUGAGGUAGAAGAACGUCUCGGAGAAGGGGAGGAGGAUCAUGUACGCCCGGAAGUAGGACCUCGUCCAGUCGUGCUUGGGUUUGGCCGCAGCCAUGAUCCUCCGAAUCUGGUUGGGCAUCCAGCAUACGGCCAAUGUCACCACAAUCAGCCCUGGGCAGACACGAGCAGGAGGGAGAGACAGAAAAGAGAAAAACACAGCAUGAGAAUACAGUAAACAAAUAAAUAAAACCAUAAAAUAUUUAGCCCCUCUGUUCUGUGCUUACUGGCCAGGAAAUGGUACCAAUUUUUCAGUGUUGAACUGGACAGCUUCUUUUGCCACAAGCAAGAGAGAAUUUAACACUGUUUCAAACCCGGGGGAGUGGGCUGUGUUAAAGACCAUUAAAUGCUUUAGACAGUGUA